Dermatophagoides farinae (American house dust mite) is the source of this 1125-nucleotide messenger RNA. RefSeq lists its product as uncharacterized. NCBI's taxonomy places the organism in Eukaryota, Metazoa, Arthropoda, Arachnida, Sarcoptiformes, Pyroglyphidae. The record is from RefSeq and is a predicted model, not a curated record.
UUUUCAUUUUCCAACAAAUUUCUGCCACAUUUCAUUCAUCAACUCCUCGUGUGUUUUCUAUAGAAAAAAAUCAACUAUGAAUAAUCCAAAUGAUUGCCAUUUCUACACAAUAAUUAUCGCUCUGAUAUUACUGCAAAACAGUAGCCCGUCAACCACGAUGGAUAUCCAUAAUGGACAAUCAUUGAUGGAUAAUCUAUAUCGUCUGAAUGAUAUUGAUACUGGAACGAAAACCAAGUCGACACGUGACAAGUGUGAAAUUGAAAUUAUAACUCGUGGCAGUUGUGUGGUGAAUAAUAACCCAAUUAAACCGAAAAUCAUUGUGCAUUUCAAAACUCGACCAUCAUUCCAAUCACCAACGGAAAAGAUGAGACAAACGAUCGAAGAAGAACAAGAAAACAAGCGGUUAUCCGAUUCGGUGGAAUACAAACAAAGUGUUAUUUAUGAAUUCACUGUUCAAUUGAUCAAACAUAUGAAAUUGGAUUAUGGUGGUCAAUUGAAACCGUUGAUCAUCGAUACGGUGCAAAGCAUUCAACUUCGUAAUUACGGCCAAGCAGAUGUUUAUGAAUUGAAAAUCUAUGGUUUGGACGAAAUAGAACCGGUGAAAGAAUCGAUUGAAAUGGAAAAUUCAUUGGAAUCAUCCAUUUGGGCUUUCAACAUGACAUUUUAUGCAGCAAACAUAACAGCCGAUUUUAUGGCCGACGUUAAUAUGGAUGGGAAAAUUUUCGUGAAAAAAUGGAAGCUUGGCAUCCGAAUCGAACAAUGUAGAUUUCGUGCUGGAUUCACACUCGAUUUCAGUCGUCAGUUUUUGUUUACAAAUUCAUUUCAAAUAAAAUCUUUCGGCGAUUUUAAACUGAUUUCCGAACCACUAACAUGGCCAUUCAAUGAGAUUGUUUCGAACAUUGUACAACAGGAGAAAUACUUUAUUCGCGACAUUAUUCAACUAUAUUCACAAAAAUAUCUCAACAUGACAUUGAGUAAUAAUUAUGACAUCAAUUCCAUACUACAGAAAAUUUUCGACGAUCAAGAUUGAUAAUGGUAAUUUGCCACUAUUCCGACUGGUUCAUGGUUGACUUUUCUGGUGUAUAUAAUAAUAAUAAUCUAUAAUCUAUCUAUCUAUAAUCUAUA